Capsaspora owczarzaki ATCC 30864 is the source of this 2836-nucleotide messenger RNA. RefSeq lists its product as hypothetical. The transcript has 8 exons. Lineage: Eukaryota; Filasterea; Ministeriida; Capsasporidae. Gene Ontology annotation, molecular function: protein dimerization activity. The record is from RefSeq and is a predicted model, not a curated record. The coding region runs from base 153 to 2585 and encodes 810 amino acids.
UUUUUUCCCCAGUUUUCUCGUUCUUCCCCACUUUUCUCAGCAUCUGAUCCUCGUUUUUUCCUCUUUCCUUUGCCUAUUGCAACCACUUCCUUCGUUUGAUCCUUUUGCUGUGCAACUCGUACCCCCUUCCCCCUUUGGAACAGCACCAAACCAUGUCAUUCGGGCUUGACCCGUCGCGCCACUACACUAACCGCGACGCUUCGUCUGCGACUUCUUCUUCCGGCGCUGCUGCUGCUGCUGCUGCUGCUGCUGGUGGAGGUAGUCUCGGCAUGAACAUCAACGGCUCUGGCCUCGCUGGACAGGCAAUGCACGGGCUGGGGCUGCACGGCGCUGGCCUCGGACCGACUGCUUCAGCUCAAGCUGCCGCUGCUGCUGCCGCUGCUGCUGCCGCUGCUGGUGGUGGUCCCGGCGUGGCUGGUGCGUAUGGGAUGAUGCUGCAGCCGCAGCACUUUAUGCCGUCGACGCCGUACUAUGCGAUUCCGCCGUACGGCAGCGGCAUUGGGAGCCCAGGCAGCCCAGUGACGCCCGGCAUGGCCUCGUCCAUCCACGCGGCUGCCAUGGCUGCACAGGCCGCUGCCGCUGCCCAGCAUCACGUCGCUGCGACUGCCGCUGCGACUGCCUCUGCUCGCGGAGCCGGGCUCGUCAUGCCGUCGUCCAACGCGCUCAUCGCCUCGGCCGCGAAACAGCACCAGCAGCAACAACAACAGCAGCUCAUCCACAGUGCAGCCAGUCGAGGCAGUGCUGCCGGUGGUCCAGGCUCGUCAUCCACUGGGAUGGAUGGCAUCAUGACGGCCGUGCAAUUGCCGAGCGCACACCCUGCCAUGAGCAGCGAGAUGGUUGUUGUGCUGAACGAUCCCGCCUCUGCUGCCUUCCCUCGCGUCGCGCAGCAGUUCCCGCAUCUCGCUGGUGCUGGAGCGGGAGCAGCAACAGGCGCAUCUGCCUCUGGCGCUGCGAGUCUGCCAGUCACUCCAACCGGCAACAGAAACAAGGGCAAAACAAUCGCUGUGUACCAUGUGCGCAGGAGCAAGUCGGCCUCAGCCACCCCAAGCGCGUCGCCCAAGCCGUCCGAGAGCGAUCAGGAGGACGACGAGGACGACGCCGGCUCCGACCGCACCACCAACGCGGCCCCGCCAUACGCCAAUCGCAAGCGCCACGCCGUGGAGAGUGCCAACGACCGGAGAGAGCGAAUCCGACUCCGACACAACAACUACGAGGCGCGCCGUCGCGACGACCUCAACAAAUGCUUCAGCUUGCUGGAGGAGGUCGUCAAGCGUCAUGUUUCGUUCGAACCACCACCACUCAAGCCCUUCCGCAACUACGUGCUGAUGCGCGCGUUCGAUUGCAUUGAUUUGCUUGCCAACUCCAACAUCCAACUGGUCGAAGAAGCAUCCCGUCUCAAUCGACGCUUGGCCGAAUUGGAUCACUUGAAUAUGCUGGUGUCCGAUCCGCCUCUCUUCAUGCAGAGCGAGAGCGGAGGAAAUCUCACGGACGUGCUUCCCACGGACGAUGCUUCUGCCAAGGGCGGAAUUGUGCCAAUGCUGGCUUAUAACAACCGCUUGUACGUCUUUGAUCGCGAGGACACGGGAUACCCCGCAAGCAUGAUGAACGGGCGCUGGCCUGGGUUGCCGACCACGGGCAUCGAUGCCGCCAUCAUGUGGAACAACAACACCCAGUGCAUGAUCUUCCACGACACAAUGUGCACCGCAUACGAUGUGCAAAAGAACUGCGCGUUGCCCGACUACCCACGAUCGAUCGCAGAGAUGUGGCCAUCCCUUCGAUUCCCGAAAAUCGACAGUGCGGUGAAUUGGGGCAACGGCAAAAUCUACUUCUUCCACGGCGGGUUUUACUCUCGCUUUGACAUUGCCACAGAUGCCGCGGACGAGGGCUAUCCCCGUCUGAUUGCAGACGGCCGCUGGAACGACAUGCUGGCCGCGUGUGGUUGUGCGGCGACCAUGCGCAACGUUCGCUGGCCCAUUCUCUGGGACAACGGCAAGGCCUAUCUCUUCUCGUCCAACGGCACCUAUACACGGUACGAUGUGGGCUCGCUGAUUCCAACGCGUUUGAGCUUGAGCGAGUACACGUCCCACAAGCCGAUCAAGACGGUUCCGAAUUCCGUCGAAGUCGUAUCAUCCUGGCUCGAAGCCAUCGAAUUGACCGAGUACAUUACUUUAUUCGUCAAAGAGAAGAUUAACUUUAACGUCCUGAGGGACAUGACGGAUGCCGACUUGAACUCGAUUGGAGUGCACGCUUUCGGCGCUCGACGACGGAUUAUGAGCGAGCUUCCAGCCAUGCUGGCUUCCCUCAACAGUUUCUCGUCGUCCGCAGUGGUUGCGAAUGUGAAUGGCACGACCAUCAUUUUGCCGCCAGGCACCGCUCAUGCCGCCAUUGCGCCAUCCACCCAUGCUAAUCCCGCUUUUGACUCGCCGCUCGUUCCUUCUGUUCUUCCGGCGCAUGUGUUGGCCUCUGCCUCUUCUGCGCCAGUCCCGAACCCGCUUGCACCGAUGGUUGUUCCAGGCCAAGAGGCUGGUGCGGGCACCAAGCCGUCCGAGGAAGAAGCGAUGGCUGACCAGGUAGCGGCGUCUUGAUGCAGCGAAGCAACCACAUUCGGUGCACCAGGGUUCCUUCUUUGCAUCUCGACAGCAAUAACAUUGUCUCUUGCACUUUGCUGCUUGCACUCGCAGCCCCAAUCUCAUCCUUCGUUUCUUGGUUUGGUCUUCUAUUCCUCCCUCUCUCGCUCUUCAUUUUGUUGCUUGUUGUUGUGUUUGCUUGAUGUUUGGUUGUUGUAAUUCAUUGUGUGUAUGCGUUCUUUUUGUUGUUGAACAACGAUUUCUUUGAC